CAAGCAUCGAACUUUAAGGAGAAAGAGAUACCUUAUUUCAACUUAACAUUAGCUAAUCGGAAAAUAUUUGUCCCCAAAGUAAUUAUUUUGCUUCAAGGUUACUCGUCAAGUUUCGGAGUCAUGAUGUUUCAGAAAGAAUCAAAAGUUGAAAAGGAGAAAUUCAAACUGCUUCAAUCGAACACCUUCGAGAAAUUUUAG
This is a messenger RNA of Acaulospora morrowiae, 198 nucleotides long. The record is from the annotation of a GenBank genome assembly. Lineage: Eukaryota; Fungi; Glomeromycota; Glomeromycetes; Diversisporales; Acaulosporaceae.